Suncus etruscus (white-toothed pygmy shrew) is the source of this 1275-nucleotide messenger RNA. RefSeq names its product uteroferrin-associated basic protein 2-like. Bases 1 to 1275 code for a protein of 424 amino acids. Gene Ontology annotation, biological process: negative regulation of endopeptidase activity. Lineage: Eukaryota; Metazoa; Chordata; Mammalia; Eulipotyphla; Soricidae. Gene Ontology annotation, molecular function: serine-type endopeptidase inhibitor activity. The transcript is spliced from 7 exons. The record is from RefSeq and is a predicted model, not a curated record.
AUGCGUGGGAGUAUAAAUAAGACCCCAGCAAAAGGCAAUGAAUCAAUGUUAGCAGCCUGCUCCUUGGGAAGCUCAGGUGAGGUGGAUCAACAUGGCAGUGUAGAAGUGGCUCGAGUGUACAGGGAUUUGGAUGCCUAUUUCCCAGCCUAUUUUCUGGAGGAAUUUUCUGAAGAAAUGUUGAAUGCUCUGUUAGAAGAGUAUCCAGAAAAGAAUUUUGUCUUUUCCCCUCUAAGCAUCUCCACCUCUCUGGUGUUGACCAUCAAGGGAACCAGAACCACCACACUCUUCAACCUGCUGGAGGCACUUGGCUUUGACCACGAAGCCGUGCAUGCUGAUGAUGCAGAGAACUUUCUCCUGAGUAUGCUACAGAUGCUGAAUGACCUGAAAAAAAAGAAUAUGCUGAGACACAGAAACUUCUUCUUUAUCAAUAGCCAUAGGUCAAUUGAGCCAGCAUUCAUGAAGGACAUGCAAAUCUAUCACGCCAAAGUCCACAAGGUUGACUUCCAAAACACAAUAAAGGCUACCACAGAAAUGGAGCAUAUGAUUCCUGAAAAAAUCAAGGAGAAAAUUCAGGAUAUAAUCUCCCCUGUGGACCCUAAAACAUUCUUGUUGCUUGUAAAUUAUAUAUUCCUCAGUAGUAAGGAUUAUUGCAAAAGUUACCAUUUUGGACCAUCUUCUCCUUUGCAUUUUCUAAAAGAGUUCCACAAAGAAGGCAAUUGGACCAAAGAUACUCACACUGACCUCAGGCAGAUGGAGUCCUUUUUUGUGAACAAGGUCAAGAGUGUGCAUGUGGAAAUGAUGACUAAGACUGAUCGAAUGAUUUACAGCCGCUGGGAGAAGCUGUAUGCCACAACAAUUGAACUACCUUACCAUGAAAAUCUGACUCUAGUUCUUGUGCUCCCAGAUGAAGGGCAGCUCUCCUCUGUACAAAGUCGGAUAAAUCUUAAGCGAGAUAGGCUUGCCUACCACAGGGAUAUAAGAAUGGUGACCUUAGUUAUUCCCAAGUUCAAGAUCUCCUUCAAGAUUAAUCUUAGAAAUCUGCUUCCCAAGUUGGGCAUCAAAGAAAUUUUCACUACAAGAGCAGACUUCUCCUACAUUACAAAAGAUGUUUUCCCAGCAUUUUUUGAGCAAGGUUUCCUGCAGAUCCAAGGAACAAAUAUGCAGACCCAGGCAGGAAUACUGCACUGCAUUCAAAGGGACAGUUAUCUUGGGAGGAAGACCAAGAUCAUACCUCCUUACCAUUCUUUUACUGUAUCCUUCUGGAAAGUGUUUUAA